AGAGCUAAUAAUCAACGCCGAUUUCGGCCCUUACCGACGAAUUUGUGCGGGUUUCGUCACGCAAUCAUGCCGCGCGACUCUUAAUCUUGAGAAAAAUGACCCGGGAACGCGGCUUUGCGCGCAAAAUCGGUCGAAAUUCGGCGAAAAAAGGGGCCUAGUUUGACGGGUUGUCAGAGCUUGAGCAUAUGAUCAGCGAUUGUUGCGCCCCUGGCGACCUUUGCACGAAGCUCGCCAGCCAGAGACGAAGAAGCAGGCUUAAAAUACCAAAACAUGAGUGCAGCGGUUUCAGGUCCUGCUGACGGUCUGCUUUUGCAAGCCUCGAUCACAAUGGACCAGACUUAAAACGGAUGCUUUGACGACCUUUUCGAACUCGACUUGUGAUGGCUGCACGAAAAACUGUGUUCCCGCUACUGCGGCUGCAGCCCUCCAAAGGUUACUUCACCUCCGGCAGGCUGAGGGCCUAUCCCCGACUCUCUCCUCAAGAGGUCACGGCGAUUUUGCGCGUCAACGAGUACACGCAGGAGUUUCAGGGCAGCAGUGUGAAAUCGUACGACAGCAACCAGCUGCCCUCGAACAACCCCAUUGAAGACACAAGAGCCGAAGCCCGAUGUCUGCUUACACAAGGUCUCCUAAUGGGGAUCUUCGAUGGCCACGCAGGAGGCUCCUGCGCCCAGGUGCUGUCCAAGAGGCUCUUCAAGUAUGUGGCGGCGUCGCUUCUGCACCCCGAGGUUGUGCACAAGUUCACGCAAUCACCCACAGAUCUGAUUCAGUCGUUCAACGACAACUACAAAUUGACCGAAGUUUUAGAAGACCUGUAUGUUAAAAGUUUUGACCAGUUCCUCAAUGAUCUGUCCAAGCAAACGUCCGAGGAGGACACAAAUAAGGCCCUGGAAAGGGCAUUCAUGCGAAUGGACGAAGACAUCAGUCGAGAGGCCGAGCCCAAGGUGGCUGGCCCGGCCAGUCAAGCCACAUUGACGGUGGCAGGCUCAGGCGCCGUAGCCUGCGUCUCCUACAUUGCUGGCGCCCAUUUGCAUGUAGCCAGUACUGGAGAUUGUCAGGCUGUGUUGGGUUCUGUGACCGAGAACAACCGCUGGACGGCAAUAAAACUCACCGAGGAGCACAAUUCGGACAAUGUGGCCGAGGUGUCUCGUAUCUUGGCCGAACAUCCACCUAACGAAAAGGACACUGUGAUCAAGAUGGACAGACUUUUGGGGCAGUUGGCACCUCUAAGGGCUUUCGGUGAUUUCCGCUAUAAGUGGAGUAAAGACAGAUUAAGGCAACAACUUGUGCCCAAGCUAGGAGAACAGGCCAUCCCUCCAAACUACUACACACCUCCUUAUCUGACUGCCAAACCUGAGGUCACCCACCACAGACUGACGCCCAAGGAUAAGUUCCUCGUGAUUGCCUCGGAUGGCCUGUGGGACUUGAUUUCUCCCCUGCAAGCUGUGCGCCUUGUGGGUGAACACAUGAGCGGUAAAGUGACUCUGAAUCCGUUCCGCCUUCCCAAGACCGAAAUGAGACUAAAAGAAGUUAACCAGUUGCUGCUGCAAAGAAAAGAGGGACUCAAAAUGAAGCCCCUUGACACCAACGCAGCCACCCAUUUGAUCAGAAACGCCCUCGGGGGAACUGAGUACGGCAUUGACCACGGCAAACUUUCCCAGUUACUGAUGCUGCCGGAUGACAUGGUGCGAGUGUUUAGAGACGAUAUCACAGUUACCGUAGUCUACUUUGACUCGGAGUUCCUUCAAAAGUGUCCAGCUUGAUAGGAAAGGCAUCAGUCGGUCAAUGAGCGGGCAAUCAAGUAAGUUAAAUUUUUAUCAUUGAUAAAUGUUGUCUUUGGCAAAAUUUUAGAAAGUGGAAAGUUUUUUUAAAUUUCUUCGAAGGAAAUGUUUUGAAUCUGAUACAUCAGAGACUUUUGUAGAAGUUUAAUUAUUGCCAGUAAUUCGCACAUGUCAUUAGUUUAAGUUCUUGCAACAAUUAAGGUGCCAAUAAUUAAAAAGGUUGUCUUUAAAUAUCUGACGUCAGAAAAUGAUGUUUAAAAAUUCUUGAUUAAAGAGUGCAAAGCGAUUAAUUUAUUAUUUGCAAUAGACGUAGAAGGCUGUUUUAUUAAAUAUGAUGGAGAGCACCUAGUGUCCUAUCACUGAGUGAUAGCAGGUUGCUGCGAGCUGUAUUGUUAUGUUUGCCAGCUGUGUUGGCAAUUUAUUUGUAAUAGUUUGGAUUAAAUUGUUGAUUCAAUUCCCACGCAAAUAAAAUUUAUGCCAAAUAAAAUACUUA
Messenger RNA from Neocloeon triangulifer, 2274 nucleotides. RefSeq names its product pyruvate dehydrogenase [acetyl-transferring]-phosphatase 1, mitochondrial (gene Pdp). Gene Ontology annotation, molecular function: protein serine/threonine phosphatase activity; cation binding. The record is from RefSeq and is a predicted model, not a curated record. Lineage: Eukaryota; Metazoa; Arthropoda; Insecta; Ephemeroptera; Baetidae. The coding region runs from base 381 to 1763 and encodes 460 amino acids. Gene Ontology annotation, biological process: protein dephosphorylation. The transcript is spliced from 5 exons.